UCACACUGCUGGUCAUUGGUUGAUUUUUUUUGUGGUCACAAAAAAAAAUGUUUCAAUUCUGAUAAACACAAAAAAGCUCAAACUAAAUCGUUCGCGUUAAACAGUUUCAGACAGUCCGCUACGUCGUUAGUCAUCCUGCACAAUGGGGGAGUUCUUCAAGUCGCUGAACUUCAGCUACUUCAACACCAGCGACGGCAGCACAGCUGCCAACGGGGCCGCAGGAGGCGCUGUAACAGCCACAAACAGUGGCAGACUGGACAACGAAUACGUUGGCCAGCUCGUCGAGGUUGGGGGCCACAAGUUGCGCACCAAGUGCGUCAUAGCCGAAGGCGGCUAUGCGUUCGUGUAUGUCGCGCAAGAUGUGCAAACUGGCACCGAGUACGCCCUCAAGCGCCUGAUUGGGGCCGAUCAGCAGGCCUGCAUUGCCAUCGCCAACGAGAUCGACGUCCACAAGCAGCUCUCGGGCAAUGGGAAUAUUGUGGCCUUCGUCGGAUCCAGCUGUGUGGCCGCAGCGCCGCAGCAGCCCCAGCAGGGCGUUCAGUAUCUGCUGCUGACGGAACUCUGCAAGGGCGGCUCUCUAGUGGACUGUUUCAAGGUGGACAAUGGAGCCAUAGACCCGCCAGUCGUGCUGCGAAUUUUCUACCAAAUGGCACGGGCCGUCGCAUGCAUGCACGCUCAGGAGCCGCCCAUUGCCCACCGGGACAUAAAGAUCGAGAACUUCCUUAUCGGAAACGACAAGCAGAUCAAGCUGUGCGACUUUGGCUCUGCAAGCAGAGAAAUCCUCUCGCCGACAUUUGAAUGGAGUGCGCACCAGCGCAACAUGCUGGAGGACCAGCUGAACACUGUAACGACGCCCAUGUACCGCGCACCCGAAAUGCUGGACACCUGGUCGAACAAUCCGAUUGGCACCAAGGCGGAUAUUUGGGCAUUGGGAUGCAUUCUCUACUUUCUGUGCUAUCGAAGACACCCGUACGAGGAUGGGGGCAAGCUGCGCAUCAUUAAUGCCAACUACAUCCUGCCGCCCGAGCCACGAUAUCAGUGCUUCCGGGACAUCAUCAACUGUUGCUUCAAAAUCAAUCCAGUCGAGCGUUUGGACAUCUCCAUGAUACUCGAACGACUGGCGGCCAUAGCGGAAACAAACAACUGGUCCCUGAAAGGCCCGAUAGACCUGCGCGGAAUUCCGAUCACGUCGUCACCGACCGAGAGUCCGGCGAGAAACACGCCCACACAAUCGGAAUUUUAUACCGAUGCACCACCUGUCCCUGCGCCGCAAGCUUCUGUCGCUGCAGCCACCGCUGGGACUGCCCCUGGUUCCAGCAAUGGACAGGGAAGUCUGCUGUCGUCGCUGCGCGGAGGAGCUGGCACGCUCUUCAAAAACCUCAAAGACACCUCCACUAAGGUCAUGCAGACAAUGCAGCAGUCAAUAGCUCGUAACGAUCUCGAUAUCAGCCAUAUUACCUCGAGGAUUCUGGUCAUGCCCUGUCCAUCAGAUGGCUUCGAGUCGGCAUACAAGACGAACAACAUCGAAGACGUCCGCCUGUCCCUGGAAAGUCGCUUCGCCCCCCAUAAGAUCAGUAUUUACAACUUUGGACAGCGCACCGUGCCCCGUCUCCCGCCGCCUGUGCGAACGGUGGAGGCAGGUUCCGUUUAUGGUUGCCCCCAGGCACAUGCGCCCAAUCUACAGGGUCUCUUCACUGUGUCGGCGGACAUUUACAACUUCCUCAACGCAGAUCCUAAGUCGAUUGUGGUGGUGCAAACUGGCGAUUCGGGAGGGUGCACAGCUGCCACCGUGAUUUGUGCGCUGCUCAUGUACGCGGACCUUCUUCACGAGCCGGAGGACGCUGUGCAGGUGUUUGCGGUCAAGCGGCACACCAUCAAUCUGCGUCCAUCUGAGUUUCGUUUUCUGUACUACUUCGGCGACAUCCUGAGACCGACGCCGCUGCUGCCUCACUAUAAGAACAUCAAUCUCGUGGCGCUCACCUGUCAGCCCGUUCCUCGAAUGACCAAAGCGCGGGACGGGUGCCGGAUCUACAUGGAGGUCUACUGCAACGAGAAGAUGUUGGUCAGCACACUGCAGGACUACGACAAGAUGCGUCUGCACCUGGCCGGCCCUGGAAAAAUUGUGCUGCCCAUUAAUCUGACCGUAUGCGGCGAUGUUACAAUAGUACUAUACCAUGCCCGGAAUGCACUUAAGGGGAUGGUGCGGCCCCAGGGUCUGAAGAUCUGUCAGUUUCAAAUCCACACGGGCUUUAUCCCCGAGCCGGAAACCUUGAUUACAUUCAGAAGCCACGACCUCGACGACUUGCCAGAUCCGGAGCAGGUGACGCCAAACUUUUGCGUGUCGCUAUCGUUGGCUGUGACAGAGUCGGAGAGCCCGCCCAGCCACAAGCCCCCAUGGAUACCAGCCAAGCCAAAGCGCUCGGCGCACACAUUGUUUAGUUCGGACCUGGAAUAUGCCGAGAUGCUGGACAACUUCGUUACAAAGCCAACCAAGCGUGCGUCGCCGCCACCAGCGAGGAAACCAGAGCGAUCCAGCUCUCCGCUUGUGCUGCCCGAUGUCACCGAAAUAGCGCAUGAUGCUCCCACUGCUGUGCCGGAGCCAUCGCCGCCCAUCGAUUUGCUUAAUCUCAACCAGCAGCCGAGUGAUGCACCAGCCGCAGAUCCCCUGGCAAGCGCAAUGCCCAGCACUGAUGCCAGCUUUGACCUGCUGGGAGCGUUCGGCGAUGAUGACUCUACUGGCAUUGGGUCGACAUCAGUGCCGGACGUUCUUCCUCCACCGCAGCAGGCGCUGCCAAAAAUCAACUCUGACCUGUUCGACAUCUUUGGUUCAGCCGACCAAAACAUUACUCCAAGCCUUAAGCCCUCGACUAGUGCAGGACUUCCGCCCUUUGUGGGAGCUGUUCCAACUUUUGCAAGCCAGCCAGCACCUGCCCGAAAAAAUCCGUCACCCUCGCAGUCCCAAAAGCCUUCGGACCCCUUUGCGGACAUUGCUAAUCUAGCUUCUGGACUCAACAUAAACUUCAAUCGCAGUACACUUAGUGGAAAGUCCCCGGUGGGCAACAGUCCCCAGCCCACUCAGUACUCAAGCCCCACACACAAGGCAGCCCAGUCCCAGCAACAGGCCCAGCCCCAGCCGCAACCGCAACCAACAUUUGUGAAGACGCCGCCUCCGUCACAGCCACAGCCCACAUUUGUAAAGACUCCUCCGCCACAGCAGUCCACCCCUGCCCAGGGGCGUGCGGACUACAGUCGCGCGCACUUCGAUUCAACAAAAGCACCGCAGCAGGCCACAGCUGGAGUGCCUAAGGGUUCUGACAUCUUUGCAGACAUCCUGGGUCAGCAGGGAUACUCGUUUGGCAGCAAAUUGAGUCACGGUCCGCGGUCCAUCAACGAAAUGCGCAAAGAAGAGCUCGUCAAGGACAUGGACCCCAAGAAAGUUCGCAUUAUGGAAUGGACCGAUGGUAAAAAGAACAACAUUCGGGCUCUUCUUAGCUCUAUGCAUUCGGUGCUGUGGGAGAACGCCAAAUGGCAGCGUUGUGAAAUGUCUACCAUGGUGACGCCCGCCGAGGUGAAAAAGGCCUAUCGCCGUGCCUGUUUGGCCGUGCAUCCUGACAAGCACAAUGGGACAGAGAACGAGGAGAUUGCCAAGCUAAUUUUUAUGGAACUGAACAACGCGUGGACCGAUUUCGAAAACGAUGCCACGCAGCAGAACAUGUUCAAUGCGUAAAACGCAUCUUACGUCUAUAUAUACAUAUAGUCUAUAGCCUGUCUUAUUUAGCUCUUACUAUCCUACAAUUAGCUGAAACUAGUGUAAAGCCAUUUAAGAGUGUAAGCUUAAGUAUGUAAAGUGAGAGUACGAGUCGAGUGUUUUGCCUAUGCCGCCAAAGGCUCAGGCAUGUUGGCUAGCCCAAACGAGACCCCUAUUUAUGGACAAUUUACUUAAUUUGUAUGUUAAUCAAGCCAACGCCUACAUUCCCCCUGCCGCCACACGCUCCAUGAUCCAUGCUGAUGCUGGGAAAAGCCCUCAAUUAUUUCAUUAUCAUUUUCUCCCACCCUAAUUUGCAGGCAAUUUAAGUAAUCUUCUCGACCUGUAGGCAACGUACAUAUAUACAUAUGUAUCAUGCCCUCUUAAAAUAUUAUCGUUUCACAAAUGAAACCCUUUACCAGUCCGUGUAGCCCAUUUAGCCAAUAUGUGAUUAUAAUACUUACAACUAUACGCUAUCUACGAUUGCAUCCUGAGAUGUUAAGAAGUUGAAUGAAGUUUUUGUAAAUGUACAAGCUGUAAUUGAAGCUGUUAGUGUUGACUCCAUGGCAAUCCUCCAAGUGUACAUACAUGAGUAUAUAUAGAUAAUGUUAUUUAUAAGUGAAACGAAAGUCUCACUUCAGCAUUUACGAUUAUGUCCGCAAGAUAAUAAAUUCUCUAUGUUCGUUUCCUUGUGAAAUG
Messenger RNA from Drosophila guanche, 4444 nucleotides. It is a transcript of the gene aux, whose product is annotated as cyclin-G-associated kinase. NCBI's taxonomy places the organism in Eukaryota, Metazoa, Arthropoda, Insecta, Diptera, Drosophilidae. Gene Ontology annotation, biological process: protein phosphorylation; positive regulation of Notch signaling pathway; regulation of clathrin-dependent endocytosis. The record is from RefSeq and is a predicted model, not a curated record. The transcript is spliced from 9 exons. Gene Ontology annotation, cellular component: cytoplasm. Gene Ontology annotation, molecular function: AP-2 adaptor complex binding; protein serine/threonine kinase activity; ATP binding. The coding region runs from base 143 to 3727 and encodes 1194 amino acids.